Molecule: messenger RNA, 3054 nt
Organism: Hydra vulgaris (swiftwater hydra)
Lineage: Eukaryota; Metazoa; Cnidaria; Hydrozoa; Anthoathecata; Hydridae
Product: cytosolic 10-formyltetrahydrofolate dehydrogenase
Biological process (GO): one-carbon metabolic process; 10-formyltetrahydrofolate catabolic process; biosynthetic process
Cellular component (GO): cytoplasm
Molecular function (GO): aldehyde dehydrogenase (NAD+) activity; formyltetrahydrofolate dehydrogenase activity
Source: RefSeq, a predicted model, not a curated record
UCAUAAAGUAAAAUUCCAGAAGACCUAAUAUUUAAAACAACAAUUAUUUAAAUAUUAAAAAGUGCUUAUCAAAUUUAUUUUAUGUGCGUGCUCCACCCUCUAUCUUCCCACUAGGGUUAAAUAAUGCUUUCUAGUCAUUGUUUUAUUGCAAAAAGAUAUUUUUCAAAAAAGUACUUUGAUAUGGCUGCUUUGAGAAUCGCUGUUAUAGGACAAUCAAACUUUGGUGCUGAUGUGUAUAAGUUGCUUCGUCAAAAAGGACACGAAAUAGUUGGAGUUUUUACUAUUCCUGACAAUAAUGGUAAGAAGGAUCCUCUAGCUCAAGUUGCUGAACAUGAUGGUGUUAAAGUAUUUAAGUAUGCACGAUGGCAACUUCAAAAAAUUGCUAUACCUGAAAUUGUUGAAGAAUAUCAGAGCUUGAAAGCUGAAAUUAAUGUGAUGCCUUUUUGUUCACAAUUUAUUCCAGCUGAAGUGGUUGAUUUUCCAAAGCAUGGGUCUAUUAUUUAUCAUCCUUCACUGUUACCUCGUCAUAGAGGUGCUUCUGCUGUAAAUUGGACAUUAAUGUCAGGAGAUAAAAAAGGUGGUUUUACAAUAUUCUAUGCAGAUGAUGGAUUAGAUACUGGACCUAUUUUGCUUCAAAAAGAAACUAAUAUUGCACCAAAUGAAACUGUUGAUACAUUGUAUAAUCGAUUUUUAUACCCAGAAGGUAUCAAAGGAAUGGUAGAAGCGGUAGAACUUAUUGCCAAUGGAUGUGCUCCAAAAAUUAGUCAACCUACUGAGGGAGCAAGUUAUGAUAAGAUAUGGAACAAAAAAAGCUUAGCUCAGAUUAAUUGGAAUCAACCAGCAAAUGUAUUGCACAAUUUUAUUCGUGGAAAUGACAAGCUUCCUGGAGCGUGGUCUACAAUUGAUGGAAAGGAAGUAUCUUUCUUUGGUUCAUCAAUGUACCUACGAAAAAGUCUGCCUGAAGGAAUUCCAUGUUUUAUUGACGGUCUUGCUCACCCUGCUUUAGUUCAUAAAAAUGGAAUGAUCAUAACUGGUUCAGAUGGAUUAAGAAUUAAUGUGAAAACACUGCAACUUAGUGAUGGAAAAAUGGUACCAGCUAGUAAAUUUGGUAAAGAGAAUGAAGACAAAAAUGAGAUUAUUUUUACAGAUGAAGAUUUAAAAAUUAAAGAAACUUUAAAGAAAAUUUGGAGUGGAAUUCUGAACAUUCCUAAUAUUGAUGAUUGCACAAAUUUUUUCAAAGCAGGUGCUGCAUCAAUGGAUGUAACAAGACUUGUAGAAGAAAUCAAACAGAGAUGCGAUAUUUUUUUAACUAAUGAAGAUAUUUACAUGCAUUCAACAUUCAAUAAUCAUUUUAAUUGGUCAAUCUUGAGUUCUCGCGGACUUACAAAAGAAGCUUUUUAUUGCAAUUAUACUGAUGUAACAAUUAAAGGAAAAUCACUAAAAAUGCCUAAUCAGCUUUUUAUAAAUGGAGAGUUUGUUGAAGCAGAGAGUGGGAAAACAUUUGAAACAUUAAAUCCUUCUGAUGAAACAGUACUUGCAGAGGUGUCUCUUGGUGAUAAAGAAGAUGUUGACAAAGCUGUUGCUGCUGCUAAGGAAGCUUUUGAAAAAGGGCCAUGGAGUACAAUAAAUGCACGUGACAGAGGAACUCUUAUGCAUAAAUUAGCAGAUGUAAUGGAUGAGCAUCGUGAAGAGUUAGCUAUGAUUGAGUCUUUGGAUUCAGGAGCUGUAUACACAUUAGCUUUAAAAACACAUAUUGGUAUGUCAAUUGAUACAUUUCGUUAUUUUGCUGGAUGGGCUGACAAAAUUCAGGGAGAAACAAUACCCAUUAAUCAUGCACGACCAAGUAAAAACUUGUGCUUUACAAAGAAAGAACCUCUAGGAGUUUGCGGUUUGAUUGUUCCAUGGAACUACCCACUUAUGAUGUUGGCUUGGAAAAUGGCACCUUUAUUAGCUGCUGGAAAUACAGUUGUUUUAAAGCCAGCUCAAGUUACUUCAAUGACAGCAUUAAAGUUUGCUGAGCUAACAGUAAAGGCCGGUUUUCCAAAAGGUGUCAUCAAUAUUGUUCCUGGUUCAGGUCGUAGUGUUGGUCAAGCUAUUGCUGAACAUCCUGACAUUAGGAAAGUUGGUUUUACUGGCUCUACACCUGUUGGAGCUGGUGUUAUGAGAAGCGCUGCUGAUAGCAAUAUUAAAAAAGUGUCAUUAGAGCUUGGUGGAAAAUCACCCUUAAUCAUUUUUGGUGACUGUGACAUGGAUAAAGCUGUAAAACAGGGUUUACUCUCGUGUAUUUUUAACAAAGGAGAAAAUUGCAUUGCAGCAGGAAGAAUUUUUGUUGAAGAUUGUAUUCAUGAUGAGUUUGUUAAUAGAGUUAUCAAAGAAGUUGAAAAAUUAGUUAUAGGUGAUCCUCUUGAUCUUUCCACUUCACAUGGACCACAAAAUCAUCGUGCUCAUUUUGAAAGUCUUCUGGAAUAUAUAGAGAAAGGAAAAAAAGAAGGCGCUAAACUUGUAUAUGGUGGAAAGCGUGUUGGUUGCAAAGGACUGUAUUUGGAACCAGCUAUUUUUACAGAUGUUACUGAUGAUAUGUUUAUUGCAAAAGAAGAAUCUUUUGGGCCAAUUAUGAUUAUUUCUAGAUUUGCAAAUAAUGAUAUUGAAGGUGUAUUGAAAAGUGCAAAUAAAACAGAGUAUGGACUUGCAUCAGGUGUGUUCACAAAAGAUAUUAGUAAGGCUAUGAGGGUUCAAGAUGGAUUAGAUGCUGGAACAUGUUUUAUUAACACAUAUAACAAGACUGAUGUUGCAUCUCCUUUUGGCGGUUUUAAACAAUCUGGUUUCGGAAAAGAUCUAGGAAAAGAAGCCUUGAACGAGUAUCUCAAAACAAAAGUUGUGGUUUUGGAAUAUUAGUUUUUGUUUUCUUUAUUUUACAAAUAUUUAUAACUUUUUUUUUUUACAUAGAUUUUCACUAUUUUUUAAAUAACAUCUUAGUAUUUUAUAUGAUCUAGUUAUUGAAAUUUAUUGUUUGUAAAACAUUUUCUUGUAUAGGUAAAAUUAUUAAAAUAAAAA